AUGUCCCCCACCGAUUCCCUCCCCACCACACCGCACCUACAACCCAACCUCCCAAAACCCCAGGACAUACUAGUCCCAUACCUAAUCACCGAGAUUGAAGAAUACCUCGCCGAGGCCAUGGAACGCCUCAACGCUAAAUCCAAAACGGAGCGCCUCAAAUCUAGAUUCAAAAAACUGUGGUGGAUCAUGACACCCAUCACUAUCUUCAAAUCUACCAACGAAAACAGCCUCCGCCCCCACUCCUACCUCUGGUACAAAGUCCGCGACCGCUGGCAACAAUGGGCCACGAAUCCCUAUAAUCUACAUCCCAUCUGGCACCUGUUCAUCAUGAUUCUGCUCCUGUUCUGGAUAGUGGGCAGUUCGCUCCUUUCGUGGUUUGAGGCUGGGGCUGAUACGGGAACGGUGGCGGUUGCGAGGCUUUGUAGGGGGUUCUUGGGGAGUGUGCCGCCGAUGAUCCAGUUUCUUUUGUUCCUGUAUCCGCCGCUUUUCGUGCAGUUUUAG
Bipolaris oryzae ATCC 44560 is the source of this 501-nucleotide messenger RNA. RefSeq lists its product as uncharacterized. The record is from RefSeq and is a predicted model, not a curated record. The transcript has 2 exons. Bases 1 to 501 code for a protein of 166 amino acids. Lineage: Eukaryota; Fungi; Ascomycota; Dothideomycetes; Pleosporales; Pleosporaceae.